UCCAAUAUUUUAGAGAGUAUAGCUUUUGAAAGUAAUGAUUUGAAUGCAAUAAUCAUGACGAGAGAAAAACCAGUCCGCGCUCCAUUUUGGCAACUACAAGCUAGCUCUUUCAAUCUUCUUGUUACGUACUCAUAAUUUUUCAUGUUCUUGUAUUUAUAUUCAAGUUUGGUUCUUCAUUCUUUCAUUGCCUAAAACCCAUACUUAACCCUUUUCCUUUGUUCCUCAACUCACUCUACAAAAAUGGCUUCCAGUACUAUUCUCUCAGCCCUGAUCAUAUCUCUCAGCCUUCUGGAGUUCAUGCCACACCAUGCCAUUGCUGAUCCCGCAGAUGGGUUCACCUCCCUUUCAUUGGAUCGAUCCAACUUUGUCAUUCAUAAGCCUUAUGACGUAUCUGAAAGUGAGCGAUAUAGCUUCCAAAAUGGCAUCCACAAGCUGUGGGUUUACUCUGCUGACAAGCCUUUCAUGUCUGGGAGCAAUACCAGUCCCAGGACUGAGGUCCGCGUUCGAGGAUAUGACUACACUUCUGGUGUGUGGCAAUUUGAAGGAUAUGCAUACGUGCCAUCAGGCACAACUGGUGUGUCCAUCAUGCAAAUCUUCGGAGGCGCUAGCGCAGCCACAACCAUGAUGCUUAGAGUCUACAAUGGAGCACUAUCUUACUACAGGACUCCAAUUGCUCAAAACAUAUAUGAUAGAUGGUUUAGAGUCAACGUAAUCCAUGAUGCUGGUGCCCCAAAAGUCAAGGUCUACAUUGAUGGGUCAUUGGUGCACGAAGCUGAUGGGAAUGGGGCUUCAUCCCAUUACUUCAAAUUUGGAGUCUAUGCACAGGAUGGUGCGUCCGAUUAUAUGGAGUCUCGUUGGAGGGGAAUCAAGGUUCUAAGGAAGUAAUUAUGGAUAUACGUGCCUUGUUCACAUAAAUGUAGAAGGCAUUAUUAAUUAGUCUUGGAAUAAAAUUAAAAAAAAAAAACUAUAGUCGUAAUAAUAAUAAUAACAGUUAGAUAAUAUUAUCCAGCUAGAUUAAUU
This is a messenger RNA of Populus trichocarpa (black cottonwood), 1020 nucleotides long. RefSeq names its product citrate-binding protein. Lineage: Eukaryota; Viridiplantae; Streptophyta; Magnoliopsida; Malpighiales; Salicaceae. The transcript has 2 exons. The record is from RefSeq and is a predicted model, not a curated record. Bases 241 to 885 code for a protein of 214 amino acids.